Molecule: messenger RNA, 1047 nt
Organism: Monascus purpureus
Lineage: Eukaryota; Fungi; Ascomycota; Eurotiomycetes; Eurotiales; Aspergillaceae
Source: the annotation of a GenBank genome assembly
CUCGACCUGAACCUCACAAUGACGCAAAUUUCCGAUUUCCGUCUCUCUCUCUGCUCAUCGCGUCGCCCUGCCACUGAUGGCCGGAAUAAAACGCUCCUGGGAAGGAAAGCCGCUGAGAAUCCCUUCCUCCAAAGAAUCUGCACCUGCACAUUCCUCGACGACAGCAAUGGCAGCAGCGGAGUCGGAUCGACCACCAACGGCGAUACAAUCGAUUUUCUCCACGUUCCGGGACGAAUUGGAUCAGCAUCAUGAUCGGAGGGAGAGGAUUAUUAAGGCGUCGAGGGAUAUUACGGCGCUGAGUAAGAAGGUUAUCUUCUCGUUGCAACGAGUCCGAACACUAAACCAACCCCUCCCCCCCUCAAUCGCAAACGAAAAUAAAUCCCGCCUCGACCAAAUCCGCCAACUAUUCCAAUCAGUCGUCCCCGACGUCACUGGCAUAAACUCCUGGCGGUACCAACGCCAACUCAGUUCCGGAAUUCAGGAAUUCAUCGAGGCAAUCUCCUUCCAGCACUACGUGCAGAACCAGAAACUCAUCACGUUAGAGGAAGUCACCGCGCAACUUCCCCCGGAGAUUCUCGUGACGGAAGAGGAUUACCUGAUGGGACUGUUCGAUUUGACUGGUGAAAUGAUGCGGUUUACGGUGACAUCUUUGUCGACUGGGGGGUUGACGCGGCAGCAGCAGCAGAUAAAGGAGGCUGGCGUGGUUGGUGGUAAGGACGAUGCGAGGGAUGGUCCGAAACUUCCUCCGGCGCAGUCUGGGAUUGUGGUUGAUCUGCGGGAGAUGCGGUCGCUGUUUGAGUCUCUUACUAUUCCGCGGAGACAUAAUAUGCUGAGGGAUAUGGGGAAGAAGCUGGAUGUGAUGCAGGGUAGUGUGGAGAAGGUUGAGAGAGCAGCGUAUGGGAUUCUUGUGCGUGGUAGUGAGCGGCCGAGUGGGUGGAUGCCUGACUUGUCUAAUUCAGCUGAGGUAGAUAGUUAUUGAUUGACUGAAAUAUGGAUGUCGGAUGGCGUUUUGGUGCAUUGAUUAACGGUGUAGGGAUGAUAGUGAAU